Molecule: messenger RNA, 597 nt
Organism: Thlaspi arvense
Lineage: Eukaryota; Viridiplantae; Streptophyta; Magnoliopsida; Brassicales; Brassicaceae
Source: the annotation of a GenBank genome assembly
AUGGACGACUUUGGCGUGUUAGCCAGGGACUUUGGCUUCAAGCCCCAAGGGAAAUCAGCUCCAAUGGCGCCGCAGAAAGCGAACGCGGGAAUCGGAUCGCAGGGUAUGGAUCGCUGUGCUCGAUCAUCGUCGACAUCAUCUCCGUUCGAUCACAAUCGAGAUGGAUUAUUGUUCAACGAUGUUUUUGGUGGACCUCCGAAACACACGAGCGACAAAAACAGUAAAUCGGCAUCUUCGGUGUCGGAUUUCGAAUACGAUUCGAUUUUCAAGGGUUCAUCGACUUCGGGCAACGAUGCAAAGAACAGGUCUUCAUCGCCGGUAUACGAUAAACCUGUCUAUGACGAAGACAUUUUCGAUGGCUUGCCCGGGUUGAAGAGUAAAUCGACUUCUUCCUCCCUUAGAUACGAUGAGGAUGUGUUUACGAGCAUUUCUUCUCAGUCAAAUGUGAAUCAGAAACAAAGUGCUCCAUUUGAUGAUCUUUUUGUGAAUUUAGGCCGGACAGAGAAGUCUGAGCUGAAGAGUAACAAUAGUUCAAGAGGUUUUGAUGAUCUACUACCCGGGUUUGGGGGCAGCAGUCCCACAGGGAGUGACAGGUAG